Molecule: messenger RNA, 672 nt
Organism: Symbiodinium necroappetens
Lineage: Eukaryota; Dinophyceae; Suessiales; Symbiodiniaceae
Source: the annotation of a GenBank genome assembly
AUGCCGGAGAAGUCGACAGGCUUGGAUCUGCCAGCUUCAAGCACUGGUGCGAUCUCGCGGGGGUGGCGGGACUGCGGGGUCAUGGAUCUACGCGUGCUGGAGCUCUUUGAGCGCAGCCUUCAGAGCCACGAGAUCUCUUUGGAGGGGAGGCUUGCAGCGCUCGCAGACCGAGAAGGAUUUCCCACCGUGGCUGGUCUCAAGGCAGCGGACGUCGCGAGCAUUGAGAGCUCGGUGCCGCGACGUCCUGCCUUCCCAGAGGCUUCUGAUCUGCAUGAAGACUUUGAGGGCUGCCCUACUCUCAUCUUGACGCACAAGGAUUCCGAUGAUGAGGCCAGCAGCACAUCGGAAGAGCGGAGCUAUCUUUCAGGCCGAGGGCCCUCACCAGUUGUUGAAGAGUUGGUCGACGAGGAGCCCGAGUUUGUGAAUUUUUGGGAGAAUGAUGCUGAGACCGACAGCAAGCAGCUAGCCCUUACGAAGCCUUGCGUGAAGCAGGAGAUCCAAGAAACGGCGCCGAAGCGUGGCAAUCGAGGCUCAGUUCCUUCACCUGCCAAUUCCGCGGACAAUACAGGGGACGCCGAAGAGUCCAAAGAUCCUGGAAAGCUUGCAGCCCUGGCCCUGCUGCAGCAUGCCAGCGCGAAGGACUACAAAUCUCGCGUUGACGACUUGACAUGA